Molecule: messenger RNA, 2694 nt
Organism: Aspergillus sclerotioniger CBS 115572
Lineage: Eukaryota; Fungi; Ascomycota; Eurotiomycetes; Eurotiales; Aspergillaceae
Product: F-box/WD repeat-containing protein
Exons: 2
Coding region: 468-2513 (681 amino acids)
Molecular function (GO): protein binding
Source: RefSeq, a predicted model, not a curated record
GUUUUCUUCAUUGCGGAGCAUACAUAUACGCCGUCUCGCCCUGGCGCGGAUCUUGAAUUUUGGCUGGCCCAGCAUCAAGCUCCGAUUGUUUUAAAUUGUUCCUUCACCUACCUACCUACUAUCAUUCACGAUCUACGAAGUGCCUUUUAGUUGCGACCGUCUCCCGCUAUCCGUCUCCCCGUCCUCCGCCCCUCUCUUUGGCCAACCUACUCAACCCUCCUUCCCCUCCUCCCAAGGGUCCUCACGAGACAACUAUUUCAUCAUCAUAUCCUCCGCAUCUCUGCGACCAGCCUACAGAUUUUGAAAGAAUUGCCCGAAGCCAACCAGGCUUGUCCUGUCGUCACCAACUGCUUCGCCUGAGGGUAGCCGAGGCCACGCUAGCGGGCGAGUAGCGGGCGCUGCGGUACCAAGGCACAACUUCGGCCUGCCGCCGCGUGUUGAACUCAACCAAUUCUUCAUUCAGCGCGAUGGAAAGCACACAGGCCAAGGAGGAUAUGGCAGUGUCCGCAUCCCCGUCCUUUACGUCGAUCUUUGGUGGUUCAGCCGAGGCCGUGGAGGAGAUCGAUGCCGAUGCCGCGCAUAGUCAACUGCAGCCCCACAGCCACAGCAACGUAACAGCAACUUCGGCGAAGCUGGUGGGCAAAAGUGUCGCCCCUUUCCUCGCCAAACACGUCCCCGACCAAUACGCCCCCUUGGGAUCGCAAAAUCGAGAUCCUGCCGAACUGAGCAGCGCCAAUUCCCGCUAUUGCUAUCGACAUAGGCCAGACCGCAAGUGUCGACGGCAGGCCGACGAACCUUCCAUGGACAAAUUGCAGCGGGAGUUGGAAUCGCUCCCUCAGAGCGACCAGCAGGGCAUUGCGCAUGUCUGGUCGCUCUUCUCCGCCGCUCCAGCGAAGCACCGAAAACUCAUACUUCAGGGGAUCAUGGCCCAAUGCUGCUUCCCUCAGCUCUCGUUCAUCUCUACCACUGUUCGCGACCUGAUCCGAAUUGAUUUCAUUGCCGCCCUUCCCCCAGAGAUCUCAUUCAAAAUUCUUUGCUACCUGGACACCACCUCGCUUUGCAAAGCCGCGCAGGUUUCGCGACGUUGGCGGGCUUUGGCGGAUGAUGAUGUGGUUUGGCAUCGGAUGUGUGAGCAGCACAUUCACCGCAAGUGCAAGAAAUGUGGCUGGGGCCUUCCUCUUCUAGACCGUAAGAGGUUACGCGAAUCCAAGCGCGAGAUCGAACUACGCGCCUCAACAUGGGACAUGAAAGGACCGUCACCGAGCCCGACUCCUGCGCUCACCGAGGGUGCGUCGCCCGCGAUCGAGAGCUCGACCGGCGCCAAGCGGAAGCCUGAGCCAAGCGACGAGGAAACUACCAUGAUCAAGCGCCAGUGUCAGUCACUAGGUUGGCGCUCGGAUGCCAGCGAGGAUUAUUUUAAAACCCGGUACAGACCUUGGAAAGAGGUAUACAAAGAUCGUUUCAAAGUGGGCACGAACUGGAAGUAUGGCCGCUGCUCCAUCCAAACAUUCAAGGGUCACACCAAUGGCGUGAUGUGUCUGCAGUUUGAGGACAAUAUCCUGGCCACCGGAUCCUAUGAUGCCACGAUCAAGAUUUGGGACACCGAAACGGGGCAAGAGCUCCGCACUCUUCGGGGACACGAGUCGGGAAUCCGCUGCCUGCAGUUUGACGACACCAAGUUGAUUAGCGGCAGUAUGGAUCGCAGUCUGAAGGUGUGGAACUGGCGCACUGGCGAGUGUAUCUCGACUUAUACUGGUCACCGUGGUGGUGUGAUCGGGCUGCAUUUCGACGCUAGCAUUCUUGCUUCCGCGUCGGUUGACAAGACCGUAAAGAUCUGGAACUUUGAGGACAAGUCGACAUGUCUCUUGCGCGGCCACACUGACUGGGUCAACGCUGUCCGGGUGGAUACGGCCUCUCGCACAGUGUUUUCGGCCUCGGACGACUGUACCGCUCGGCUCUGGGAUUUGGAGACCAAGACCUGCAUCCGGACGUUCCAUGGGCAUGUGGGACAGGUUCAACAAGUGAUUCCUCUGCCCCGGGAGUUUGAAUUUGAAGACCAUGAUGUGGAGUGUGAGAAUGACAACCUCAGUACGGUUUCGGGUGAUACCGAGCCUCCCUCUCUCCAGGCAACACUUGGUCUGGAGUCGAACGCGGUGAUGUCUCAAAACUCGCCUUUCGGUCCAUCAUUCGAGGCCGGUCGCCCGUCACCCCCUCGCUACAUUGUGACCAGUGCGUUGGACUCGACGAUCCGCCUGUGGGAGACUAGCACCGGCCGAUGCUUGCGUACAUUCUUUGGCCACCUGGAGGGGGUCUGGGCCCUGGGGGCAGAUACGCUCCGUAUUGUGUCUGGCGCCGAAGAUCGGAUGGUCAAGAUCUGGGAUCCCCGGACCGGAAAGUGUGAGCGGACGUUUACGGGACAUUCCGGGCCUGUGACGUGCAUUGGGCUUGGUGACAGUCGGUUUGCUACUGGAAGCGAGGACUGCGAAGUGCGCAUGUACAGCUUCCAGAGUUAGAAAUGGUUCGCUCUAAAACUGCUGGCCUGUUUAAUGUGUUUCUCAUGAUGGAUAUCCUUUAAUAGCGAGUUUUCUUUUGGGCUGGGAGGGUCAUGAAUGGCAUGGUGUUGAUCGGGUAUUAUGGGUUGUCUGGUGUUGUGAGUUGAAAACUGUACUUUAAAACAGAAUACUAAUUUGCCUC